Porites lobata is the source of this 15602-nucleotide messenger RNA. Lineage: Eukaryota; Metazoa; Cnidaria; Anthozoa; Scleractinia; Poritidae. The record is from the annotation of a GenBank genome assembly.
CAAACAAGUUUACCUCGAAGGAAAUUUUUCCCGUUGGACCUCUGCAACCGGUUUGAAAAAGGUCUAAAUCGGGUUGAAAAGUUUUUUGCUUGGACAUCAGACUGGUCAGACCAUGAUUAACGAGGCAUCUUGGACGCAAAUGAAGACAACGACCGCUACAGACGACACGUCCGCUUUCGCGAAGUUCACAGAUAUAGGUACGAAUUUUGUCGCACUGGUGCUCUGAUUCGACUGAGAUUUGCCUUCUACCUUGUCUUUUGUGUACAUUUUAAGUAUUUAAGUACUGCAUUACAAUUUUGCAGAUACUUCGUGCAAAACGGGUGAAGCGAAAAUCGAAAAUUCUUCAAUAAUCCCGUCACUAUCUUUUGUUUUCUUGAAACGUCUUUGUAGUCUCCCAUGAGGUUUAGCGUGAAUUUGCAUACGCUUGUCAGACACUCAUCAAUGAAUGCUCGUGUCUUGAAUAAUUUAUAUUUCAGUCGCUUAAAGCAAAAUAUAUCAAGUAAGAAAUAUUGUGGUGCCUCUCAAAGGCACAUGGAGAAUCAGGCGGUACAUCAGGGGAGAAGAAACAGGAUUCCUUUGUCAAAGGUUGAAGUGAAACGUAAUCCUGUUUCGCUGUCAGGCGUUCCAGCUACUUAAGACCGCCAGUUCAAUUGCAUGAAUAGAUGUCCAAAAUCACUCAAGUUUGUUUCUCCUUUCUGGUAUCUAGAAACUUUAUCAGUCUGUGCUCGUAAGGAAUCCCGUUAUAUUCCAACGAUAUUCGUUUUGGAAUUUUAAAACCUUAUACUGGUUCUGUUGAUAAAUACGAAAUCUAGACUCUUAGACCACAGGUGCGAUAUGAAAACGUCUUUACAAAGCCCUUUUAAAUGCUGUAAUUUGAAAGAACCUCUCUCUUGAAAUAAUGUAACAGCAAAUGCUUUUGAACCAAAAAAGGUGCAAGAUUAUUUUGUAUUCACAUUAGGCAGAAAACGCACAAGAAAGCGCAAAUAACAUUUACUUCCUGUGCUGUACUGUAUUACGCUCGCCACCGGGGGAUUUUGCGAGAUGCAUCUGCGUAUACAGCUAUGUCUUUAGCUGCCUUGUUUGAAUAGAAAAAAGGCGCCUAAGAAGGUGUGUAUUUUUUGGGAGCAGUUGACAAGACUGUUUUGUCGCUUGGCGAGAAAAACGGGACAAAACACUUAUUAUUGAAAAUAUUAAAAUUAUAAAUUAACUGUGAAAGCUUGAAUUUAUCCUAGACAAUCUUUAUCGCGACUUUAUGAUAAAGACUUUGUAUGGAAGCACUCCCAAAUCAGGAAAUCACAAACUAUCCUCUUAAGAGAUAAAAUUGAAAUUUGUUAAAGUAACUCUAAAAUUUUAUUGGCAGAUAAAAAAAGAAAAGAAAAUGAGAUUAAAUUUUCUUCCCUAAUGUGGACAUUUGUGACUGGGCGCCAUGUGGCAUGUGUCAACACUCUUGUUCCAUAUUUGGAAAAAGAAUGAUGUCAUCGUUUCAAAAUAACCAAUAGGCGGAGCUACAGUUGAUUGAUAACUCCCUGGAUGCCAAGCGAGCCUUACUUGCAAAGAAAGAAGGCGUGUGGGAAGGAUUGGCAUAGUCGUUGACUACUCAAAAUCACAUUUAUCGCGUCAGUUCCACCGUUUAUUCUCUUUCCAGAGAGUUUAAAUUCUCGCAGAGCGUUUGUUUAUGUCGAAUUCUUGAAAGUGAGCUCAUAAACUACAGCAAAACGAUGGAUUUCGUUGAGACAAAUCCCUUCGAAACAGGUAAUUUUGUUUGCCGGUCAACUCAUCCGACUUUAGUUUCCGCCAAUUUUGUAUUUUUUUUGAAUGGAAUACUUGAAACCAAUGCUGUGUUCGUAGUAGUUGUAUGUUUUUCUUGGUAGUAUAGUAUUUAAUAUUGAUCCACUUCGGUAAACAGCCAGUUUUGGCGUUCAAAUGCAUUUGAUAUUUUGGUCACAUGUUCUGUGUGAAAUGUUCAUGCAUAUUUUAAUAUUGCUUUUAGUUUAUUUUACCCGUCUGCUGUGAGCUCUUCCUGUCGGGGAAGCUGUCAAUUUGUUUGUCGUGUAAGCACUCUUAAUCUUCCAAUUUCCUCGCGUGUUUUUUUUCCUGCGUGAAGUGUUUAAAACUUUCAUUUCGCUUUUCUCAGCUCGCCCGUGCGACUUGAUCAAAGCGAUUGUGAAACAACUUGCCAGAAUAAUGUUAUCCUCCGUGAAUGAUGAAGUUUAUCCAACAGCUAGUAUAAAUCGAACAAACAAUGGGAGGUGGCGAACAUUUCAUUUUAAAUUUCGCUUUUGGAUAUUUCCGUCAGCUGUAACCCUAAUAUCAAGAUGACCUAUGUUAAUCCGUACAAAAAGAUUUCAAUGCAAGUCGUGACCUUGUAAGCGAAGCGUGCAAAAACACGACUUAUUUGUUCCGCUGUAACUUGUUAUCGAUUCUUCCAGAUUAUUUAAAGUUUUAUACACGUUUUUGUUCCAUUUUAGCCCAUAAACCGCAAGCGGCAUAGGGUUUAGCGGUGGUAGUAGCAUACAAACCUUGCAUUACGUAAUUGUACAAUAGCUAAGACAACUUAAAUUCUGGUGAUACAUUUCCCUCAUUUUAACACGUUUUUCUUUCUCAGAUCAUUUUACCCCUGAAACUCAAGACAAGGAUAUUGCACUUUUCAACUCAUCACAGCCAAGUGGUGUGUACUGUGAAUUUUUUUUUACGAUUUUCCCUCUUUUUUUUUGUAGCAACUAGCCCUCUAACCUUUAACCUACCGUUUUUUUGUGUGUCCUUAAGUAAUAUUUUAGCCUAUUUAUUGAGAGGCAGAUUCCAUUAAUUUAGAACAAAUAAAAUUCAAAGCAUUGUAAGCUGUUUUCUACACAGCGUGUAUUGUCUGCAUGAUUUCAAAGGAGUGGUGUUCUGCACAGUUCUGGAAACUAUUGUAUUUGCUCUGCUUGUACUUUGCCCUUUAAUUGCCCAAUCUUUUAAGUAUCGUUUUUCACUAAAAAUAACCUGCCUAUUUUUGUAUUUAGCAUUUUUGACAAUAGCAAGAUUUAAUACUGAUUAAUUUAUUUUUUAAAGGGUAUUUUGUGUUUUUGUGAUUUCACACAGAGUUUAUGGUUUCCUAAUCAUAGAUAAUUUAGGUAAUAAAUUAGACAAGAAGUUUGUUUUGUAUUGCAAAAUGAUUUAAUUUCAUUGGAAGUUGUAAGGUGUACUAAUACAUUCUUGGUAUAAAUUCUUCAAAACAUAUCUGCACAAUUAGUUACUUUUGUAAGAAAAUGUGCAGGGGUCACUCCAAGUUACACUGCUGUGCUCUCUUUUUUGUGGUAAUCACAAAGUGUGAAAAUGGAAACUAAAGCAUAUAUUUUGCAAUGUAUCAAUUUUUGAAUUCUUAGAAUAAACAAAUCACCAAUUAAUCUUGUAGCUAAAGAUGGUUUUUUUUUACAGUUUUAAAGGGGUUUUACUGUGAGAUUAUGACUCUCUAUGUGUGUGGUGAAUUGGAUUCUUAUAAGUUCAUUUUCUUCCUUCUAAGCCCAGGGUUCGCAUUAGCACCAGCCCACUUUCCCAGUGCUAGUGUGGAUUAAGCCCGUUAGGCAAGUGUUAAUCAUGUAUUAUUGGUUUGGUGAUGGAAAUUUCCAUUUUCUACAAAUUAAUUGGCUUCUAUUCAAAUAACAUUAAAUUUUGUUGUUCAAAUAUAAAUAAAUUUGACUGGCCUUGGUAUAAAGAUAGGUAAGACAGUAUUUCUAGUAAACUCCAGGGUUAAAAAAGUAACAGUAACAGUGGUACAGUUAAGGUAUUUAGCUAAACUGGUGAGAGGAAUUUUUAUGCAGCUCUGAAUGUUCAAUGUUUUGUCUGUACAGGUGAUUUUCCUGCAGGAGGGGAUGCACCACCCUUCCCAAUGGAUUUUCUGGAGACACCAGUGAUUCCCCCACUUCCAGGAAUGAUUGACCUUUAUGAAUCAGAUGUUUCUGACAGUUGUCCAGCAUCACCUUCCCCACUUUCCUCACCACAAGAUUGUCGGUCAUCAUCCUCAGAGAGUGGUAUUGAGGAUGUCAGUGAUAUGGAAGAUACACCAUUUGUUUGCAGUCAGAUAAUUGGGGGAAAUGCUGUCUUGAAAAAAGGAAACCCCCCUUCCCCACUGAAUUCUCUAACCCAAGCGUCAGUGAUUACCAAUGGUGGUAAAAAGCGACGCAAAAGCUCAAGGAAAACCUCCAGUGACAGCAGUGUUUUGGAGGAACUGAACAAGUUACUUGCUGCAACAUCAACUUCAGUGGAUCAUUCUGGGUUCCAGCCCUCUCAGGCCAUCACUGGCCUUGAUGUUAUGGUUGGCAUUCAGACCACAGCAUCCCCAACUUCUGUGUCCAACAGUUGCCCUCUGUCUGUUGAGGGUGGUCAGGCCACCACACUUGCUCAGGCAUUGUCCAUUUCUUCAUCCUCCAAUCAGAUGAUGUCUUCAGCCUCUGUUACCAAAGUCAGCAGCUCUCCACCAGCUGCUCCUUUGUCCAAAACAAGGAGCAAGCCAUCCAGGAAUACCAAAAAGUCUGAUGAACCAAAGAUUGUUAUAGUUGAAGAGCCUGAAGAGGUAGGUUAAACCUGUUCACAUUGCACUGCAACAACACAUAGACUAGCCUUCACAUUGUUCCACAUUAUCUGUUUAGUUGGUCUAAUGAGGAGACUGAAAAAGACCAUAACUUUUGUGACCUGUUACGUCCUCUCCAUUGUAAUGUUGCUUAAUGUUAUACUUUGCCAUGUAAUAACAAGCAUGAUAUUCUUUUGGUACUUACAGCUGAGUUUUACUGUUUUUUUUGUAGAACUAUAGAGCAAGAUAUGAAAGUGAAGGAUGCAGAGGUCCAAUUCAUGGAUCUCAAGAAAACAGUUUUCCAGCUGUUAAGGUAAGCCCUGUCUUGGUUUAGUUUUUCUGUCAUCCAUGAAGGAAAGAUGAUGCUAUCAAGCAGAUUUCGUCUUAUUAGAAAAAUCAAUAAUUCAACCUUACUAAAAUAUUAUUGUACGGAAAGUGUUAUCCACCUUGUGUAUAACUGGGGCCAAGAUUGAAAAAACAGACCAACACAUGGUUGUUUUUGUACCAAAAUGUGUUGUUGUCGGUUUAAUCAGAAUUUCUUGACCCUUCACUGGAAGCAUUAACAGGAUUUCACUCUUUUGGGUGAUAACAGUUGGCUUAUGAGCCUAGUGAUAUGGUGUUGAAUUUGCCUGUUUAUCUACAUAGGUUACUGGAUAUACUGGUUCAGUUUGGAUUACAGUUCACCUAACUACCAGUGGUGGUGUGCCGCAUUAUCAUUCUAUUCAUGGUCCAGGAUCCACUAAGGUGCCUUGUAAGGAGACCACAUUACCUGGGGGAGUCCCAGCUGUUCAAGUAAUGGUUGCACCAGAUUCAAAUAUGACCGCUGUGUAAGUACUUGAUGUUUUUCUUGCCUUUGCACAUACUUAGAAAGGAAUGCUUGAUUUCUAACUUUGAUAAAAACAAUGAUUUAUGCAGUAUUAAGUGUAGAGCAUCCUUUUUGUUAUUGGACAGAAUUUGAACUAAUUAUGUUGAUACCCUUUUGUCUGCAGGCUUGAUUCUUUAAGCAUUCGUAGACUGCGAAACUGGGAAGGUGAUCGAGAAUUGAGAAAAAGGGGUAUUGAUCCAAGAACAUGGAAGAAAGAACGCAAGGAAGCUCGGCUCUUGUUUCAGGCAGAGAUCCCUGAACAUGAUGGCCAUCCUGCCAUUAAGCUUACUUGCAAGUCCAAAGUCUUCCAAUGUAGUUCAAGUAAGUUUGAGUUGUGGAAUACCUUUAUUUUCUCCACCAAGCCCAGUGAUGUCCCAAAAAGGCAGCUGCCGGCUAAUUUCUGUGUAUGAGAAGGACCCUAGAACCGACUCAAAUUGCUAGACACGGGGUCAGUUUAACGGUUCAGUUGAGUGAAAAAGCUGGCUUGACAAAUAAAAAUACCUGCUUAUCUUUUCCUUAGCUACUUCCCUGCACACCCAAAUUUCAACUCGGGUUCUGAUUCUUGUGGAACAAAGUGCAACUCCUCUUACUCUUAUUGAUUAUGUAGGAAUCUUAACAAUGUGUUAACUUCUUUUGCUUCUGUUUUUUUUUUCUAUGUAGCUGGUCCCCCUGGAAAUCCUGAAAUCUGGUGGGCCAGUAUCAGUGAGGGUUCUGUUGAGGGCGGCGAUGAACUGGGUCUGAUUGGAAAAAAGUUUCAGUCAGGUGAAUUUUUUAAUUGUUGUUGUUGGUACCUUUUUCCAGCAAGUUUAGUGGUGUUUUCUUCUGCAGUGUUUGCUUUAGGAUCGUGAAUUAAUCAGCUGUUUUGUCUACUGUUGCAGGUUUCAAAGUACGAUUCUUCUCGGCCAAUCCAUCUGGUAGGAUUUCCGUCUCUUUUUGCUUGUUAAAGUUGGUGUUGUUCACAGGAGUUUAAGCAAGGUGUAAUUUGUUGUCCCAUACUUUCUGUGUGUCAGUGAUAUCCUCCAUGUUGAAGUAAAACUCUAAAUUAUGUAGUGGAUGUGGCUGACUGGCAGGAAACUUUGGAUGAAAAUGUGCACCUUACUUUUAUUCUUGUGAUUAUGGAUGUCAAAUUACAAUGCACAGUUCCCGUCGAGACAAUUUAAAUAUUAUUUGGUUGAUUGGUUGAACAGUUCAAAGUUUUAUUAUUGUAUAAAAUGUGAGAAGAUUGUUUACAAGCUUUAAAGAGGUGUCAGAUAAAAUUGAAAACCGUAGUGAAAAAAUCAGUUGACAGGCAUUGUAGUUUGAAGUCCCAGCUCUUUUAUAUUUUUCUUUUGUUUGAAACUGGCAUGCCUCUUGUGGAAAAAAUUUUUUUAACCUUUCAAGCUUUUGAUCAUCUAGACUUCACCAAUUUGUGACUAUUUUUGUACUAAAAGUUCACAAAAUUGAAAACACCAUUGUUGAAUUUGUGGUUAAUUUGGCCCUCAUUUUGAACUUUUUAAAACAGUGAUGUCUGUAUUGUACAAAUGUCCAUCUGUGUCUGGUCUCUGAGAGAUUACUCUGUUGAGGGUAUUAAGGUGGUUUUCUAGUCUGUUGGCUAUGGGAGGGCAAGCUUGGUUGGGUGGGAAAGUGGUGGGGUUGGAAUGAAAGGUGUGCAAUAAAUUGGCAAUAAAACAAAUGUCUUCCGGGUUUCAGGGGAUUAAAGUGUCGCCCUAUGGUGCUUUUGUUACACCCAUGUCUAAUCAACACCAUAAAACAUCAACAGAUGUGCUACCAGUUUUAUGUAAGUUCCAAAAUUGAAAUAACAAACUGAAAAUAUUCUGCUCCAUUGUUAUCCUGUGCUAUCAAAAUGAACUGAGCAGAAAGGUUGAAUAAGCAUUGUCUGUCUGUUGAUUGAAAAAAGAUACAGUUCUGGUAAAUGCAAAACGGCACAUUUUCUGGAUGUUCAAUGGUGGUUCUUAAUGAGCUUCAAGCUAAGCACUUCAGGGCGAUAUUUUUAUUCAGCUGAGUUACUCAUGAAGAUAUAUGUUUGUAACCAAAACAUAAGUUCUCAAAAGCUUUUUUGCAGAAAGAAAAUUCAGUUUGGACAGAGAAAUUCUUGUUGGCUCAUAUUAAGUUUCUUUUGGAACAUCUAGCUGUGAGGCACACCAGCACUGUAUAGUUGCUUUACAGAGACAAUCAUAUUGUCUUCCAGCUGUUAGUUCUCUGAAGAGAACUCUAUAGCUGUACUUGAAUGAUAAGUUUCAGGAGAGUUUCUGAGGAGAUCAUACACUGGAGGCAUGUUGGUUUGUAUUUGAAAAUAUGAUGCUUUGUAGAACCAAGAUCCAAAAUAUAUACUUGAAUAUAUUUUGCCACAAAUAGAUAUUAUUGUGUUGGUGGCAUGGUCGUUGGAUGGGAGGCACUGAGUUCUUUCUUGACAGUUUUUACUGGUUACAUUCUAAAGAAACAAAGUCAGAAGUAAGCAAGUGCUAGGUAAAUGAAUUUGAUGCAUCUUGGUUGUGCAAAGUUCCGUUGGGGAUUAUUUUAUAUGAUGUUUAGAUGCAUUGCGUUAUUGGGUAUUGGGUUUGAAGGUUUUAACAUGCUGAUUACAGUUGUUGCGCUUCCAGAGUUGACACUGUGUUGACCACAAUGGACAUUGCUCACAUAAUUGCUUUUUUACCAGUGGAAGCUGUAUUAUUACAGGUGCUCGACGGUGUCCUUUCUCUAAAAUCUGUUUUUUGAAAUUAAUAAAAGUAAUAAUUCUAAUUUGGUCUGCAUUUUAAUAGGCCAAAGUUAUUCCAUCACUAUCAAGAACUUCUUUACUUCUUGUGCUCCUUCUUAUUUUAAUCCUGAAAUAAGUUUCAAUCUUUUCAAUGUAAACAAAGAUAUUACUGUUAAAAUAAGAUAUAGAUUUCAUAUCUUUUGUAACCAUCUGAUGUAACUUUGUAAGAAUCAUACACCAGCUUUCAAGUAUUUUUGUGACAUUUUUCUCUUUUUGGCAUGAACCAAACUUAGGUUAGGGUUUUCUUACUGACAGAAAUGUAACUCCAUUCGAUGCACAAGUUUUAGUCAAAGCUAGCUCUUUUUCAUCAAAAUCUAGUUUUUGUUUACACCAGGAAAUGUUUACCAGGCUUCUCAAGUGCAGGCAAGAUUCUGAGGUUGCUGUUAUUCCAGACCUGUAAAGUUUUAUUUUUUUUACAUUCUUUUUAGUGAAUGUUCCUGCUUGUCCAAAAUGAUGCAGAUUACCAGAAACCAAUUUGCGAGUUUAUCAUAAGAAUAAGAAUGGUCGCGGGCAAUAAUAUUUGUAUGUUAUUGAAUUUCACUGAACUUUACCAACAACAGUAAACAUUCUUUUGAGAGGGAAUGAGUUAGGAAAAGCAGAAUGAAAAGUUCUCAUGUCUCACUGCAAUCAGCGUACAACUUCAGAGAAAAAAUAUCUCAAAUUGCAAAUUGAUUUGCACUAUUUGAUGAUUGACAGUGCUCCUUGAUGAACUGUACAGCAAUCCGUGUUAACAGCAAUCUCCUUAUUUUGCACUGUAAAGAAUUUUAUGCAGUUUCGCCACUUUGAUGUAAUAGGCAACUCAUUGCCAGGGCUGAAGACUAACACUUCAAUUUUAUAGCAAAUUUGAUUGUACUGAACAAGAUAAAUUUUUCACUAGCCAAACUAAAUUAAAUGAGUCCACUCAAUUGUGUUGCAAGUUGGUUAAAAUGGAAGAAAAUUGGCAUAACAUCACGUGCUUUUUGAAAAAGAAAAAAUUUCUUGUCCUUGUGAACAGAUUUUCAUCACUUUCAUUUUAUUUCUGUCAUGAAUAGUAGCAAGUGGUGGAGCAUAAACAAACAGACAUAUAAACCAAUUAUUGUAAAUUACAUGAUUCAACUUAUUUGUAUGGUUUUACACCAGUCCUUGUGCUUAGAAAUUUUCUCCUAAUUUAACAGCCAGCAGAGGUGUAAGAUUGACUUGCUGUCUUUCAAUACCAAGCUGCAAUUGGUCUUAAGUUCUUCUUUGUAACUUUAUACAUAGAAUUAUUGAACAAGAAUUUUCAACGUUACUUUAGCAAGAGCUUAAGUUUUGUUUUACUUGAGAAGUAUUGGUAAACAUUUUCUGUUUCGAAAGCAAUGUGUGAGCAAUUAUUAUUGUGGUAUCCUGUCGACAACAUACACUUCAUUACAGUGGAAGACAAUUUCGCAUGAAUUUUAUCUCCACAGUUGCACAGUGAGACAAGUUUUUUGUCUUUUUAGUUUUUAUUCGGUUUUCCUUGAUAUUGAAAUGGCAUUGUCUUUGGUGAGGUGUGCUAAAGGCCCUGAAUAAGGUGUCUUUAGGUAAAUGUGGUUUGAAAGAGUUGCUUGUCCUCAGUUACCCUCCCAAGUUUUUUUUUUUGGUAGAACUAUUUUGAAUGUUUUUUGAUUCGUGGAGUUGCAGUCAAUAUUAUUGCAUUCGAAAUAGCAAAAUGCAUCCUUGUGUCAAAUUAUUUCUCUUGUUAACUCGAUUUUACUCCUUACCAAAGACUAUGGCAGUUCUCAUUUAUUUUUAUUUUUGGAAGUGUGGAUCAUGAGGGCUUUAUUUGCAAUGGUGAUUUUUCUUGUCGGUCAGUUGCAUCCAAGCUCUCAUGAUUCAAGACUUUUUAGUUGCUUUUUUUGUUUUCUGUGAAUCAAUGCUUUGGAGAUCUAAAUUUUCUGUCAAAACUGUAUUCUAAAUCAUUGUUAAUUAAAUUGGAUUUACCUCCAUUGCUAGAUCACAAAAAAUACUUGGUUGCAAACUUUGUAGUGGGCAAAGAACCAACACAUUUUUGUGUAUGUGUGCAACACAUUUUAAUGGAUUCUAGAUGUUGUUUUUACUUGCGUGCAUCGCGUAGAAUAAGUGGAGUGUAAAGGGGCAGGGAGGGGUUUGGAGAAAGGAAAAAAAAAAUGCUAACACAAAAAAAGCUUUUUUAGCCCCUAUAUGUUUAUAUUUGGAGGAGAUUAGCUCAACUUAUGUUGGUUGUUUGUUGAGUACAAAGGUUGUUUCCACUUUGUGCAUGAAGGGUUAUUGAUGGGUUUGUUUCAUGUUUCAUUACUUUUACUCAGCCUUGAAGGGAAUGGCAGUUCAAAAUCUUAAGGUGUUUUGAUAAUCAAAAAAACCCUUUCCUCGGCAUGGAGGGAAAGUAAACCAUGGCUUUAAUGAUUAUCCCUUUUCUUUGUUUCCUUUCUUUGUAUGUCUUGCAGUCCGCGCAACAAAAUAUGUUUUUCAUUUCGAUUUGUCAUUUUAUGGUUUGAACUUCAGUGAAGAAAAUAGGACAAGUACAUGUUGCAGUGUUUGAUUUCUAUUUCACCAUUUUCUGUGUACUUUACUUUUCAAUUGACAAUUUUCAUUUUUUCUCAAAUCAUUUCCUUAUUCAAAUUUUAUAAUCCUUUUCUUAAAACAUUAAUCACCAUUUCACUGUAACUAUUUCAUUUAAUUUACUCUAAUUCUCUGCCAUCCCUCUUCUGGCUUGUUAGCCAGUUGACACAUCAAGCAGCCAGGUCAUUUGCAAAUGAAAGCGUCCCACCUGCUUCAAUACAUGUCUGCUUGAUGUAGUCCAACGUAAAACUCGGGGGGUGGGGAGGUCUGGGAAGGGAAGUGCUGACAGGGGUUUGUUGGCAUCUGCUUGUGUUUCAGAGCAUAAGAGAAUGUUUAGGACUUUUGUUCAAUGUGUCAUAACUUUUGCCUUACAGAAACUUGGGAGAGUUUUGCAGAGGUCGACAAGAGUAAGUCACAUCAGGUGAGGAACGGGUGUAGCACUACUUUUACAAUGUAAGGGGCUCAUUUCUCAAGUCUCGACUUUUUCAUCUCUUGAAGAACAAAGUAUGAUUUCAUCCUGUUAUAAGCCAUUUCUGAGUUUGGAACACCCUUGCUUUCCUAGUGAGGCCAAAUGCAAUACCUUGCUUGUGAAAAUGAGCUUUUUUGGAUAUGAAUAACAGUGUUCUCCAGAAAAUACUGAUACUGAUAUCAAAGACUCUGCAUUUAGCAUUGUUUUGAAAUGGAGGCUUGGAGCUGCUCAGAAUGACUUGUUGCUUGACUUCUAUUCUACCUUACGCACAUACCUAGCAAGGCUUUCUGGAUCAGAUAAAUUAUUAGAAAUCUAAAGAAAGAGUUCCUAGGGAAACUUACCAAAGUCCUAAGAGUGACCAACAUCAAUUGUCUUCUAACAAUAUCAUUACAUUAUCAAGGGAAAAGGUUAUGAGAAGGAAAUGCUGUGAACCUUUAUCAAAUUCUCUCAACUAAUUCGUUAACGAAAUAUAUGGGGAUCAGUCUGGAGAAUUUGUAUGUGGAUAAUGCAGCCUAAAGCAUUAUUAAGUAGCGAUAAUUUGUAAAGAAAUAAUUAAUUUAUUUUGGCCCGUGCGGUUUGGUAUGUACCUUGAAAGUCCUUGAAUUUUAAAACAAAGAAUGCAAGGCCUUGAAUGUCCUUGAAAAUUGUAGUUGGUACUGGAAAGUCCUUGAAUUUCAAUGCUAACUUAAUAGGUUAAGGAAAAAUGCAAAGGAAAAGGAGCAAACACAAAGACCUUUGGGAUAAAAUUCUCCUGAUGUGGAAGAACUACAAAACAGACAAAAUGUGUCCUUGAAAGUCCUUGAAAAGUACUUGAAUUUUUUGUUCAAAACUGGGUACUAACCCUUCAUGUUUAUGGUUAGGCCGUAAUUAUGAUAGACCAGUACAACUUAAGAUUGUCAAGUGGUCAGAGUGAUUCUAAGAGCUGUCCGAAUUUGACUUAGCCUGUGUCAGCUCAGUGGCAGAGAUAAAAAGUCAGUCAAGAAUGGUGAGGACAAAUUGCAGUGAUCUUGAAGACAAAAUGUUAAUUUUCUUUGUUUGUUACCCACAGGGUGCUGCCGUAGUGCUCACUCCUGCAUAUUGUGACACUCAGAUAACCUCUCCCGUCACUGUUAAUGUGGUGGUAAUGUUUGGAAACGGCAGAGAUGCAAAAUCCAGUGAUCCUAUUGAGUUCACUUACAAACCUAAACCAAACGUACAGGUUCAGGAAGUUGAAAUGCAUCCUAGUCUGCCUGUUGCCACUGAUAAUUUCUUGCAAGUGGAUUUUAUCAAUCCUAUUGGAGAUGUUGUGAUGAACAACAUACCCCAUGAACUACUGCAACCACCCACACCAGCUCCGGAACCCCCCCAACCAGCGACAGUUGUAUUGCCUGUGCUGAAUGAUGAACAAGGUAACAAGUGACCGCAGUAUUAUUAUUAGGCUGUUUGUUUUUUUGCCUAGGGCCCAGUUGUUUGUAGGCCAAUUAGUGGCAAAUUUUAAUCAGGUUUUCUCUUUCUUUUGUUCAAAAACGUUUUUUGCGGAAUUUUUUCUACACAGGGAUCCAUAUUCCCAGUCGUCCGGUCGUCCCAACAAAGCAUGUUCUGCUUUUAUAUAAUUUUCUGAAUUCAAAUUUCAAACUGUCCCGGGGUUAUCUUGACCCAGCUUUGAACAACCCGGCACAGGGUGCAACUGAAAGCAAAAAAAUAAUAAUAAAAUAGUAAUACAGUACGGAUAAGCCGGAAAGUCAGCGUUGAAACCACCUGGUUUUCUCAACAGACCACAGCUGUGAACUAGUUACAUUCAAGACAUUAAUCCAUUGGUGUUCUCAAGUUCUAUUUUGCCAUAGAAACCCCUGCCCUCUUCUCCCACCUGAUUAAUUUUGAUUCAAACCAAACCAGACUUGAAUUUUAUGAAGGAAGUAAAGGCAUCGGUUUGCUUGAUGAGGUGCUCAUUGUUGCGGUUGUCAAUUUGUCUGUAGAUUGGCAGUCGAUGUGUCUUGUUCUUGGGGAACUGCAUAAGCAAGGACAACUUUCCACGGAACAUGUUAAGGUACUCGACACUUAAUUAUGACCACCAACUUGCUAAAAAGGUUAUGGUCGGUUUAACCAUGCUAGGCUGUAGUCAACUUGCAAAAAGACGAUCACUUUUUUCUUAGUCCUGAACUGUCUUUUACAGUAUACCAUAUGUUACGGUAUGUACAGUCAAACCCUGUUAAUACAGACACUGUGAAGGGUCUAUAGAAAGUGUCUUUAUUAUAUAAACACCAAUGAAAUACCAAGUGAGCUUUCAUGCGAAAACUUGAUAUCUUCACAUGAAAGGAAAGAUCUGUUAUAGCAAAGAGUUAAAGUGAAGUGUCGGCUUUAGCGAGAUUGACUUUCUUGGAGAGUCUGUUGAUUGGGAAGAAACGAGUGUCUGUUGUCUGCAUUGAAGGGUGUCCGUAUACCGUAUAAUAUUGAGUGAGUUGAAUUUGGAAAUAAUAUAAGACAUUAGUGCUUUGCCUCAAUGAGUGUCCACUGACUCCAAGGGUAUAUAUAAGUGUCACUUGAACAGGAGGCUUGUUCCCCCUCCCCUUGCUUGAAAAUGCACUGAUGUCACAAUAGAGACUUUUCUCUUGUACAGGACCUCUUUCUUCUCCACUAAGUCAUUCCCAUCAAACCUAUCGCUAUCAUUUUUAUAAUCUGUUAGUUUGUUUUUCAAGCAACUCCUCCCUCUAUUGAUUAAGUUCCCUCUGAAUAAGCUUCCCUUUCCUUUUUUGGCUCCAAUUUUGUGGUUUGUUUGAACAAGUACGUUAUUUGUAUUUUUCUUUAAAAUACAAACUGGUUAAUUUCAGGAGUUAUGUGACUACGUGAAGAGAAGGGACACUCUACUUCUUCAAGCAUUUCGUACUGCAAGAACAGCAAGUACUAUAGAACAACUACAGGCGAACUUCAAACAGUAUCUGUCUGGGAUGCUUUGUAAUUUGUAGAUUGUAUUGUCCAUGUAAAUUAUAUUAUGUUAAUAAGCAAUAGUUUAUACGUAUACAUUAAUUUUAUUACAACCAAAAUUAAAUUUAUUUCUUUGAUAUAAAAAGCUCAGGAGAAAAAAAAACAUGAAAAAAAAAAAUGCAAAUCUGUUAUCCCUGUCAUGCUGGUUGUUAGAUUUGUAGGUGAUAAUGAAUAUGACAAAGAGGUGUGCUUCUGUUGUAUUUGUUACCAUGUGCAUGUUAGAUACAACCUUGAUUGGGAGGUAUUCACAAAUAUUGAAAAAUAGUUUGUAACUGACAAUAUAUUAUUGUAUUGUACAUAACAGGUGAUCGGCUUUGUUAAGUUUGUCCACCUGGUGUUAUACCCUAUCCUUAAAAAAACUGGAUUUCCUUUUUCACAAGCUGAAAGGUGACUUCCAUCUUGUGGCCCAGACAUUAAGGCAACAUUGCAUUUGCAUGUAACAAAUUAGCACGGCCCUCAUCUAUCCCUCCAGAUCCAGGUGCCUUGUCAUUCUUGUAACAUUGUUGUAUGCUUUGUGGCUUGUAACAAUUUCAAGGGUGAAAAUCCACUUUUCCUAGUCCUGAGCAGAAUGCUAUAUUUAUCUGAUUUCAUAGUUACACUGCUCACCGUCACGCUUGUUACUUUCUGUUAUAAUCUUUCUCUUAAAUAGUUUUUGUUUAAUAAUUAUUAUUUUUUACACACUAUUGAUUGUACAAGAGAGUUGUAAUCCUUGAUUUUGAAAUUGCUAACAUUAACACGACUGAUGUUAAUCACCAACAUCCCUUUAAAAAUUGUAGUAACAAACUUGACACGUCAAGCUCUAUCUUUUUCGUCCUGGGUUUUGGUGUCUUUGCGGUUCCUUCGCGUAUCUGGUGAUUUCAAAAUCAAUGUGGCUCUUCCACACCUUUGGCUUGCCAACUAACUUACUUUCUUUUCAGGAAACUAUUAAUUAAAAUACGCUAUGAUUACUUGAUGUUGUAAUACCUUGUGUUAUUUGUCCUUGUACUAUGCAAGUUUGCAGUCUUGCCAUAAGUGGAUAGGUUUGAUUAGUGUUAUAUAAACAAACCAAAAAAAAAAAGAAAAUAAAAAAAAAAAUGGAGGGCACCUCGUCAUUAUGAUUCCGUUGUCGUGUUUGCUUGAUCACGUAACAGUGUUUUAAGUAAGUUCGGCAUGUUCAGCCUGACGCGGAGACGGUUUUGAGGUCGUAAGCCAUCAUCUGCACUCUGUGUACAUUCAACUUCCUCUGCCGAGACGCCUUUUCUAGCGGGACAGUUAACGGAACUGGCCAAGACUGUCUGCGCCAGAGGGAGGGGAGGUUUGGUUUGAAUCAGGCUGAAUGGAAUCGUGUAAUAUGUAGAUCAUUAUACACGGUCUGAAGAAGUUAUAUAGAUUGCAUGUUUUAUGUGCAUUGUUUUCUACGGAGAUGAACUAUUGUAAGUAAGAUAUAGUGUCAUUAUUGUCUUGAUGUAAGACUUUUUUUAAGUUAAAU